Molecule: messenger RNA, 1090 nt
Organism: Ficedula albicollis (Collared flycatcher)
Lineage: Eukaryota; Metazoa; Chordata; Aves; Passeriformes; Muscicapidae
Product: sperm acrosome membrane-associated protein 6-like
Exons: 9
Coding region: 5-1003 (332 amino acids)
Biological process (GO): fusion of sperm to egg plasma membrane involved in single fertilization
Source: RefSeq, a predicted model, not a curated record
GGUCAUGGGCUGGUGGUUUGUGGCCCUGAUGCUGGUGUUAGUCCCCUGGCACCCUAGAAACCCUGCCUUGUGGCUGUGGGUCCUGAUGUCUUGCCUCCCUGAGGUGCAUCCCUGCCUGCUCUGCUUUGGGCCCACCCUUCAGCGGGCACGGCUCUGCAGUUACGUUACUGGGCUCCCUGUCGAACACCCCAGACAUAAAAUAUGCCUUGCGGACCUUGUCAGAGCUGCUAAACAACUUGCCUCUGUCACUGUGGGGUCAGGACAGCGUGAGGAACUUCGGGACAUCGUCAUCGAUGCUAUGAAUUUUAUAGAGGACCAAAAGGGCAAUAAACCCUUUAGAGCGUCUCUGCGGGAAGCUGUCAACACAAUCUGGGUGAAGCUGAGCGAGCUGGAGAAAGUUCCAGCCUGCAUCCCACCCUGUGGAUUCCAGCCAGAUGCCCGUGUCUUCCAGUGUGCUACCUGCCGCUUUGUGGACUGUCAGUUUGCCCUGGACUGCCCAGUGCAGGACCUGUGGACCUACACAGAUGAAACCAUUGUGCUGCACUGCAACGUGCCUUUCAAGAUCCCCAAAGGCACGCCCGUCACCUGGCUGUUUGUCCCAAAUCUGCGCACACAGGACAUGGCACUGUUCAAGAAGGUGAAUGGGAACCCAGAGAAGCCCUUCAGUCUGACCAUUGAGGAGCCUGCUCCAGGAACUGUUGCCUGUAUCCUGGGGGAGCCUGCCAAGCCCAUUGUCCGCAAGUUCUUCUACCUGAACGUGUCAGAGGGAAGCGUGGAGGAAGAGAAAGAGCUGCAGGGUGUGUUCAGCACUGUGCUGCAGUCGCUGGAUGCUGAGAAAUCCCAGCCCCCCAUCCCAGCCCUGGGGCUGGCUGUGGCUGCAGGCUCCACAGCAUUCGUUCUGCUGCUGCUGGCCACCUGGCAAUGCCUCUGUGUCCGUCAGACCUGCCACAGACGUGGACAUCAGGGUACCAGAGAGGAUUCCAGAUCCCUGGAUUCAGUGUAGGGGACUUCAGCACAUGGAUCCACACCAGAGAACCAAAAUUUCUGCCAUCAUUUUUCUUGUGCUGAGCGUUUGGAUGGGAAUAGUCUU